Molecule: messenger RNA, 3630 nt
Organism: Gregarina niphandrodes
Lineage: Eukaryota; Apicomplexa; Conoidasida; Eugregarinorida; Gregarinidae
Product: DNA-directed RNA polymerase beta subunit
Exons: 1
Coding region: 1-3630 (1209 amino acids)
Biological process (GO): DNA-templated transcription
Cellular component (GO): RNA polymerase II, core complex
Molecular function (GO): DNA binding; DNA-directed RNA polymerase activity; ribonucleoside binding
Source: RefSeq, a predicted model, not a curated record
AUGGAGGGUUUCAAGGCCGAAGAUGAAGUGGAGGUAGAGGGUGAAUUCUUUAACGAAGGUUCGUCUCAGGAGGAGGAUGAUGAGGGUAUGGAUGGGGGUAGUGAGGUGGACGAGGAGGACGUGGAGGGUGAGGAAAUUACCCCGGCAGAUUCAUGGGAGCCGAUUUCUGCUUUCUUUCGUGCGCACGGUUUAGUGUUUCAGCAAGUAGAAUCGUUUAACUACUGUGUAGCAUAUAGUUUGCAGGAGGUUAUUACGAACCAUCCACCGAUUGCUAUUACGCUUCCGGCGACUCAGAGCGACACGGAAGGUGCCGAUUUCCAGAUCCAGUACCGUUUCAAGUUCACGCAACUGACUUUGUCGAGGCCGACAGUGGAGGAGGCCAGCAAUGAAGGGCGACCUAUUUGGCCACAGGAGGCUCGGUUACGUAACUUGACGUAUAGCGCUCAGUUAUAUGUUGAUGUUAUGCAAGAGACUUUCAAAGUCUACUCUAAUGGGACAGAAGUAAAGGCAGAUUUCCAAAAGUAUCCCCAAGUACCUCUGGGAAGGAUACCUAUCAUGUUACGUUCCGCUUAUUGCUGGCUACAUAAUUUGUCGGAGAUGCGACGUGUGGAAAUGGGGGAAUGUGGCUUCGACCAGGGUGGGUACUUCAUUGUUAAUGGGAUGGAGAAAGUGUUGAUAGCACAAGAGAAGAUGGCGAGUAAUUUUGUGUACGUGUUUAAGAAAAGUAAUAACAAGGUUAGUUGGGUUGCUGAAAUACGCUGUCAACGUGAGGAUAUGCAGGCAACAUCACCGUUUGCUAUUAAAAUCCGUUGUCGAAGUACUGGUAUCAAGAGUAAGGCUGGUGGUCAGAUUGUAUGUGUGCUUCCUUAUAUUAGGUCGGAGAUACCCCUAGUAGUGUUGUUUCGGGCAUUGGGUAUAUUAUCGGAUAAUGAUAUUUGUCAGCGCAUUGUACGUGACCCUAAUGACUAUGAGAUGUUAACAUUAUUGAAACCGAGUUUAGAAGAAGGUAGUUUGUUCUUAACACAGAGUGUGUGCUUGGAUUAUAUUGGACGACGUGGACCAACGGUAGGUGCACCGAAGGAGCUACGUGUGCAAUACGCACGUGAAUUGUUACAUCGCGAGGUCUUAUCACACGUCGGACACACACCCGGCUGCGAAAACCGGAAAGCAUGGUUCCUCGGCAACAUGACGCAUCGACUGUUGCAGGGUGAGUUGGGUCGUGCACAGGAGGAUGACCGUGACCACUUUGGCAAGAAACGCAUCGAUUUGGCUGGUGCUCUGAUCUCCUCUUCUUUCGGACAGUUAUUUCGGAAGAUGGUAAAAGACGCAACGCGUACUUUACAAAGGCAAAUCGAAGGUGGCCGCAACUUCGACUUGGCAGGUGCUAUUCGUAUGACAUCGCCAAUCACCCAGGGACUGAACUACCAGCUCGCCACGGGUAACUGGGGCAAAAAUAAGGAGGGUGCCGUGGUUCGAACCGGGGUCUCACAGGUGUUGAACCGCCUCACCUUCCUGUCUGCGCUUUCCCAUCUACGGCGCCUCAACACCCCGCUCGGUCGUGAAGGCAAAAUGGCCAAACCGCGCCAACUACACAACACGCAUUGGGGCAUGAUAUGUCCCGCAGAAACACCAGAAGGUCAGUCAGUAGGUCUCGUAAAAAACCUCGCUCUCAUGUGUCGUAUUAGCGUUGGUUUUAAUUCGACACAACUUAAGAAUUUCUUAUGGGACUGUGGUAUGCAAGCAUUGGACGACAUGACACCGGCAGAGAUGCAGAGUCAAGUGCGUGUCUUCGUUAACGGGGCAUGGCUAGGAUGUUUCCCCGUUAAUAGUGAGAUCGUGUUGUUCCUCAAGCAACUACGACGGGAAGGCAAGAUCAGUAACGAGGCAUCAAUUGUGUUCGACGCUGCCAAUCGUGAGAUCCGUAUUUUCUCAGAUGCUGGACGUUCGUUGCGUCCAUUAUAUCUGGUCAAGAAGAACAAGUUGGUAAUUAGAAAACACCACAUUCAGUCGAUUGCGGAAUCACAGUCACCCGAUGAUUGGAGCUACUUAGUUAAACAAGGCACGGUCGAGUUCCUAGACUGUGAGGAAGAGGAAGCGGCCAUGGUCGCCAUGUUCGUAGAGGACCUAGAUGAGAAGCGUGCUCCUUCUACGUCUACUCAAGUAGGUUAUUGCAAAACGUAUACCCACUGCGAGAUCCAUCCUUCCAUGCUCCUAGGAGUAUGUGCCACUCUGAUCCCUUUCCCUGACCACAACCAGUCGCCCCGUAACGUUUAUCAGUCGGCCAUGGGGAAGCAGGCUAUGGGAAUUUACAUUAGCAAUUUCAAUCUGCGAUAUGACUCCACCGCUCACGUGCUAUUCUAUCCGCAAAAGCCGUUAGUAUGUACACGUGGCAUGGCGUAUCUGCGAUUCCGCGAACUACCUGCCGGUAUCAACUGCGUCGUAGCUAUAAUGACGUAUACCGGUUACAACCAAGAGGACUCUCUCAUUAUGUCCCAAAGCAGCAUAGAUCGUGGUCUUUUCCGUUCUAUGUUCUUCCGCACAUAUGUUGCUGAAGAACGUCAACGGGGCUCUCUACGUAUUGAGCAAUUCGAAAAACCCGAUCCAGCUACCGCUUUUGGUCUAAAACGUGGCGACUAUAGCAAGCUGGACAUUGAUGGACUUGCUGAACCAGGAUCCUUCGUUCUAGGUGACGAUAUUAUCAUCGGCAAGACUAUGCCAGUUUCAGUGGAAGAAUCUAUGGCUUCUUCAGGACCGAAUAAGAAGACUAAGAGAGAUGCUUCACACAUACUCCGGACAUCUGAAAACGGUGUUGUUGAGUCCGUUAUGCUAUCCGUUAAUGGGAAAGGCUUUCGUUUCGUCAAAGUUAAAGUCCGCUCUGUUCGUGUUCCACAGAUCGGAGAUAAAUUCGCUUCUAGACAUGGUCAAAAGGGAACUAUCGGAGUCACCUAUCGUCAGGAAGAUCUGCCCUUUAAUCGCGACGGGACAACACCUGACAUUAUCAUGAACCCACAUGCUAUUCCCUCUCGUAUGACAAUCGGACACAUUGUUGAGUGUUUACUUGGCAAGUACUACGCCAUUGUCGGGGGUGAAGGUGAUGCGACACCGUUCAUGGGUCUUCAGGUUAUGGACAUUACAGAAAAAUUAAAUUCCGUUGGUCAUCAACGUUUCGGAAAUGAACGACUUUACAGUGGUUUCACAGGACUCCCUCUUGAAAAUCUCAUCUUCUUUGGACCCACGUAUUACCAACGCUUGAAACAUAUGGUCGAUGACAAAAUUCAUAGUAGGGCACGUGGACCCAUUACUACUCUCACCAGACAACCCAUGGAAGGACGCAGCAGAGAAGGCGGCUUACGAUUCGGAGAGAUGGAACGGGAUUGUAUGAUAGCACACGGCGCUGCUAAAAUGCUUAAGGAACGACUCUUCGACCAAUCAGAUGCUUACCGCGUUCAUGUCUGUGACCUCUGCGGCCUCUUCGCCACCGCUGACCUCACACAAGGCCACUUCAGCUGCCCCGGUUGCCAAAAUGAAACGCAGAUUUCACAGGUCUGUAUCCCCUACGCAUGCAAACUACUCCUUCAAGAACUCAUGGCCAUGCAAGUAUACCCGAAACUUUGCCUCACCGUGGCUUGA